This is a messenger RNA of Medicago truncatula (barrel medic), 2891 nucleotides long. RefSeq names its product S-linalool synthase. The coding region runs from base 41 to 2476 and encodes 811 amino acids. Gene Ontology annotation, biological process: diterpenoid biosynthetic process. The record is from RefSeq and is a predicted model, not a curated record. The transcript is spliced from 12 exons. Lineage: Eukaryota; Viridiplantae; Streptophyta; Magnoliopsida; Fabales; Fabaceae. Gene Ontology annotation, molecular function: magnesium ion binding; terpene synthase activity.
CAAAACUUUAUUUUUGUAUAUCCUUGCUUAAAUAUUUCCUAUGGAACUUCCCUUAUCAUGCAUUGAGCGUAGGGUUCGAAAGAUAAAGAAAAAUAUAUUCUCAUCGAAUUUUGAUCUCUAUAAUUUUGUAUGCCCUUCUACUUACGAUACUGCAUGGUUAGCAAUGAUACCUCAUUCAAAAUAUCCUUCACAACCUAUGUUCAAUAAUUAUUUAGAUUGGUUGCUCAACAAUCAGAAACCUCAAGGGUAUUGGGGAGAGAGUGACACAAUUGAAUGCCUUCCACCAACAAUUGUUUCAAUGGUUGCACUCAUAAAGUGGAACACUGGCAAAUCAAUGGUAGAUAAAGGACGUUCAUUUAUACAUGCAAAUGCUGAUAAGCUGCUGAAUGAAGUGAAAGACGAUUGCCCUCGUUGGUUAGCUAUUGUUCUUCCUGCUAUGAUUGAACUUGCUGAUGAAAUCAUGGGUUUAGAUGUGCUCUUCACAAAGUCAUCAAGGGACACCAUGUCCUACAUUGCUAACCGUCGGAAAAGUUUUCUUAACAAGGAGGAAGUUGUUGGGGAUUUUGAUUGGUACCCUCCAUUAAUGUCAUACCUUGAAGCUUUGCCUCCAUCAUAUGUUAAUGAAAAAGAUAUAUGUAAGAAUUUGAGUGCAGAUGGUUCAUUGUUCCAAUCUCCCUCUGCCACUGCAAAAGCAUUCAUGGCUUAUGGAACUCAAGAAUGCCUCGACUGUUUACAAUCCUUGGCACAAAGAUGCCCAAAAGCAGUUCCACAGGCAUAUCCCAUGGAUGAGGAUCUUAUAAAGCUCUGCAUUGUCAACCAACUACAGAAGUUGGGGUUGGGCGAGUACUUUAUGGGAGAGAUUGAAAUACUUCUGACCAAAGUUUAUAGGAAUUAUAGUAAGGAACAAAAUUCACGGGUACAACCAUUGAAUAUGAAUGCUUUGCAGCUUCAGAAAGAUAGUCUGGCAUUUGAGCUCCUGCGGACACAUGGCUUCAAAGUGUCACCAUUACGAUUUUGUUGGUUUCUAAAUCAUGAUGAAAUUCGAGCUAAAGUUGAGAAAGAUUAUGAGCACUUCUCAAGUGCUAUGCUUCAUGUCUUCAGAGCCUCAAACCUAAUGUUCAGUGGAGAAUAUGAACUCAAGGAAGCUAGAACUUUUUCUAGGAAACUACUUGAACAAAUUGUUUCAACAGGCAAAGGAUGCUUAUUAAGACAGAUAGAGCAUGAGUUGAGUUUUCCAUGGUUUGCUCGUUUGAAUCAUUUAGAACACAGAAUGUGGAUAGAAGAAAGAGAAGUCAAUGCUCUAUGGAAAGGAAAAAUGUCAUAUAAUAGGGUAUCAUAUCUCUAUAACGAUGAAUUGCUACAACUUGCCACUCUAAACUUUGAGUUAAAGCAAUUGCUAUACAAAAAUGAGCUGAAGGAACUGAAGAGCUGGGCUGAAAAUUAUGAGAUUAGUAACAUGGGAUUUGGAAGAGAAAAAACCAGUUAUUGUUAUUUUGCUAUUGCUGCUGCCUUAACAUCCCUCCCUUAUGACUCAUACGUAAGAAUGUUUCUGGCUAAAAGUGCAAUUAUAAUCACAGUGGCGGAUGAUUUCUUUGAUAGCAUUGGGUCUCUCAAUGAACUACAAAUUCUCACAGAUGCAGUUCAAAGUAGAUGGGAUACAAGAGGCCUAAGCAGCCACAGCAAAGUUAUAUUUGAUGCACUUGAUAAUCUUGUGAGUGAAGCUUCUAGAAAUUAUCUCCAACAAGAAGGAACAUCUGAUGAUAUCUCACGUAGCUUAAAAGAUCUAUGGUAUGAAGUUUUCCUUUCAUGGCUCAUAGAGGCAAAAUGGAGCAGAAAUGGACACAAACCAUCCCUUGAUUGUUACCUCAAAACAGGCAUGACUUCAGCUUGCCCACAUGUCUUGGUGCUUCCAUCCUCAUGUUUUCUGAAACCAAGCUUACCAACCAAGACGCUCAAGCUAACAGCAUAUGAAAACAUAACAAAACUACUAAUGAUCAUUUGUCGUUUAUUAAAUGAUGUUGUGAGUUAUCAGAAGGAAAAGGAAGAAGGGAAAUUGAAUUCUGUUUUGAUAAACAUGAUGGAGAACCCUGAAUUUAAUAUUGAAGAUUCAAUUAACUUUGUGAGAGAAAUAGUUGAGAAAAAGAAGAAAGAGCUCCUUGAACUUGUUCUAAUUGAUGGAUUGUGUGAUUUACCUAAACCUAGCAAACAACUUCAUCUCGCAUGCUUGAAAGUUUUUGAGAUGUUUUACAACUCCAAAAAUAGAUUUGAUUCUAAUACAGAUUUGGUUGAAGAUAUAAACAAAGCAAUAUAUCUUCCUUUGGGUAGAACUACAAAGUGUUUUUCACCUCAAACAUUCCCAAAGAAGAAACAUACUAUAUCAAUAAUCCAUAAUAACUUCCCAUUCAAACAUAAUAGUAAGAUAGGUUUCACCAGAAUGAGGUUCAUGACACCUAAAGUUGGGCUUGGAUUCAUUUAAAUCAAACAAGAUAAAAGUGAAUGCUACCAAUAAUUGGUGUAUGUUUGUUCACUUUAAAUGUUAGGCAACUUGAAUCAAAUCGGAGCUACCAUAUUUGGAAGGGAUUGUUUGAAGCAUAAGGAACAGUUUCUUUCUUUAUUUGGAAUAAGUAAGGAUCUGUUUUGGUAUCGAUUAAAAUGUGUAUUGAAAUUUGUAAUUGAUUGUUAUCUAAGUCCAGCAUUUCAUCUUCAAAUUAUUGGAGAUCUACUGUAUAUUGAUAUAUUCUCAUUGUCAGCUUUGUAUUGAUAUAUUUCAACCAUAAGUAUCAGUUUUAGUUAACAAAUCUCAAUAAUUCCUUUAAAUUAACUGAAUAGAUAACUUUGUUCCUUAAUUUGUGUAAUCACCGUUUGAUUAAGUCUAUGAAUAUUUCAAAAUA